Molecule: messenger RNA, 1991 nt
Organism: Telopea speciosissima
Lineage: Eukaryota; Viridiplantae; Streptophyta; Magnoliopsida; Proteales; Proteaceae
Product: probable plastidic glucose transporter 1
Exons: 12
Biological process (GO): monosaccharide transmembrane transport
Cellular component (GO): membrane
Molecular function (GO): hexose transmembrane transporter activity
Source: RefSeq, a predicted model, not a curated record
CGAGAAACUUCAAUACUUCAAUGAUCCUUUCACUGAUUAGUCUCGCACACUUUGAUGUACGGACUGUUACGAUCAAAUCACAGUUUCCAGGUCGGAAUACGAAUCGUCCCUCACUUCCGAUGUGGAUCGCCGCGGUACAAGCAUCACCUUCACCCGUUCCGACAAUCACUUUCUCUCAAUUUACUUUUAAACCCAAAUGUUUCCGUCGUCCUCUUGUUGCGAAACUGCCGUUCCGUUUACGUUUAUGUUCGUAUCGGAGAAAGCUAGAAAUCCCGGCUACAAAGAAGCAAACUUCACAGUUGGAAGAGACUCAGAAACCAACUGAGAGCAAAAUUGUAUCACUGUCUAAGAAGGAAGAUGGAGAGUCUGACUUUGGUUGGUUACCUGUUUUUCCUCAUGUGCUGGUGGCUUCCAUGGCUAACGUUCUCUUUGGAUAUCACAUAGGGUUAAUGAAUGGUCCGAUAGUAUCCAUUGCACGGGAGCUUAGUUUUGAAGGAAAUUCACUUCUUGAGGGACUUGUGGUCAGCAUAUUCAUAGCUGGCGCAUUUAUUGGAAGCAUAAGCUCUGGAUCACUGGUUGAUAACCUUGGAUGUCGGGGCACAAUUCAGAUUGAUACGCUUCCAUUAAUUCUUGGGGCAAUUUUAAGUGCACAAGCCCACUCCUUGGAUGAAAUGCUUUAGGGAAGAUUUCUUGUUGGCCUUGGUAUUGGUGUGAACACUGCCCUUGUUCCAAUUUAUAUUUCAGAGGUUUCACCAACAAGGUAUAGGGGUUCAUUGGGAACCUUGUGUCAAAUUGGCACGUGCAUAGGAAUAAUCGCAUCCCUGUUCUUAGGAAUUCCUUCUGAAAGUGAUCCACAUUGGUGGAGAACGAUGUUAUACAUUGCAAGUUUCCCUGCUUUUAUCCUUACAUUUGGAAUGCAGUUUGCUGUUGAGAGUCCCCGCUGGCUAUGCAAAGUAGGAAGAUUGGAUGAUGCUAAAACUGUUAUCCGCAACCUCUGGGGAAAGUCUGAAGUUGACAAAUCAAUUGAAGAAUUUCAGUCGGUUAUUAGAAAUGAUGGUAGUGAUUUGGAGAGCAGCUGGUUGGAACUCCUUGAGGAGCCUCACAGGAGAGUUGCUUUCAUUGGAGGCGCACUUUUUGUACUUCAACAGUUUGCAGGCAUAAAUGGAGUUCUCUAUUUCUCAUCCUUGACUUUUCAUGAUGUUGGCAUUACAAGCAGUGCUUUGGCAAGCUUAUUAGUUGGAUUUACCAACUUUGGAGGGGCACUGUUUGCUUCAUACUUAAUUGACAAGCAAGGAAGGAAAAAGCUUCUGAUAGGAAGCUACUUGGGAAUGGCAGCUUCGAUGUUUCUAAUUGUUUAUGCCAUCAGUUCUCCAUUGGAUGAGCAACUUGCUCACAACUUGUCAAUACUAGGAACCCUCAUGUACAUAUUCACCUUUGCUGUAGGUGCAGGACCAGUUACUGCUCUUAUUAUUCCAGAGCUUAGCAGCACCAGAACACGUGGGAAAAUCAUGGGCUUCAGUCUCUGUGUUCAUUGGGUUUGCAACUUCAUGGUGGGUCUGUAUUUUCUCGAGCUGGUUGAUAGAUUUGGAAUUUCUCCGGUUUAUGCAAGCUUUGGUGGAGUUUCCUUGCUUUCAGCGAUGUUUGCUAAUAAUUUCAUUGUCGAGACAAAAGGGCGCUCUCUUGAGGAGAUAGAGAUGUUGUUAAAGCUGGCAGAAAAAAAGUAAGUAACCCAAUUCUACUCCAAAGGAAAUGAGAGAAUAGAGAAAACAUGGUAUAGAGGAUGCCGUGAUAAAAGGGCGAUUUUUGCAUAUCAGUAUUUUCACGCAGGCUCAAGUGAGUUUUGAAGACUUGCUUCGCUGCUUCAAAAGCAUUACCCAAAUUGCUAGUUCCAUAAUGAGUCUUGCGUGGCUGUGCUGGUCAGGAUUGACAUGAGUAGCAGUGGGAGACCAAACUCAUCUGGAUGCUUACUGCUGGAAUACUCUAUUGACCAU